GUGGCGGGCGUCGCGGAGCGCCAGGUGCGGCUUCCGCGUCGACAUGGCAGCCGACUGCCGCGUGGGAGCCUGGCUGCCGCCGCGCCGCCGCCUUCCUGCCGGGGGCGCGCUGCUGCGCGUCGGCCUCUGCCUCCUGUGCUGGGCCGCGGCGGCGGUGGGCGCCGUCCCCGAGCCCGGGCUCUGGGCCGCCACAGUCAGCGACAAAUCAGGACCUUUGGUAUUUAGGAAAACUAUGUUUAACUCUACUGAGAUCAAGUUUUCUGUUAAGUCAUUCAAUUGUUCCAGGCCUGUAAAGUUUACCAUACAGUGGUAUUUGGAGUAUUAUACCUGUGACAAUGCCUAUGCUGAGCUGGAAGAGCUGUCACAAAAUCAUGACAGUGUUAAUAAAGACUUUUGUCAUUAUUUCGAGAACAUCGAAUGUCGGACAACAAAAAAUGAAAACUUAGAUUGCAGCAGUGAUUUACAGGUGUUUCCCUCAUUGAAUAAUAAAGAACUAAUAACAAAUAUCAGAAAUGUUUCAAACCAGGAAGGAUCAGAGGAUGUGAUAGCCAGAACACAGAGAGAUGGGUUUCAUAUCUUUAUUGUUUCUAUUAAAACGGAAAAAACAGAUGCAAAGUGGAAUUUAAAUGUUUCUCUUUCUAUGAUGGGGCCUCAUGGCUAUAUCUCUGCUUCAGAUUGGCCUCUGAUGAUUUUUUACAUGGUGAUGUGUAUCGUUUAUAUUUUAUAUGGCCUACUCUGGCUGAUCUGGUCUGCCUGUUACUGGAAAGAUAUAUUAAGAAUCCAGUUCUGGAUUGCAGCCGUUAUUUUCCUGGGAAUGCUUGAAAAGGCAGUUUUUUAUUCUGAAUAUCAAAACAUCAACAGCACUGGGCUAUCAACCCAAGGUUUAUUGGUAUUUGCGGAGUUGGUAUCUGCGAUUAAGAGGACGUUGGCACGCCUCCUUGUGAUCAUUGUGAGCUUGGGUUAUGGCAUUGUGAAGCCUCGUCUAGGAACAGUCAUGCACCGGGUGAUUGGACUAGGGCUUCUUUACUUCAUCUUUGCAGCUGUCGAAGGCGUGAUGAGAGUCAUCGGGGGUUCUUACCAUUUAUCUGUUCUUUUGGGUGACAUUAUUUUAGCAGUUAUUGACUCCAUUUUUGUAUGGUUCAUUUUUAUAAGUUUGGCACAAACUAUGAAGACUCUAAGGCUAAGAAAGAACACAGUGAAAUUUUCUUUAUACAGGCACUUUACAAAUACGCUCAUCUUUGCCGUACUGGCUUCUGUAGUGUUUAUGGUGUGGACAACUAAGACAUUUAGAAUUGCAAAAUGUCGAUCAGAUUGGAUGGAACGCUGGGUUGAUGAUGCAUUUUGGAGCUUCCUUUUUUCGCUUAUUCUUAUAGUAAUAAUGUUUUUGUGGAGACCAUCAGCAAAUAAUCAAAGAUAUGCCUUCAUGCCCUUAAUAGAUGAUUCGGAUGAUGAAAUUGAAGAAUUCAUGGUAACAUCUGAAAAUUUAACUGAAGGAGUAAAAUUAAGAGUCUCAAAAACAGUUUCCAAUGGAACAGCUAAACCGUCUACAUCUGAAAAUUUUGAUGAAGAUUUGAAGUGGGUGGAAGAAAAUAUUCCCUCUUCAUUCACAGAUGUAGCUCUUCCAGUGUUAGUGGAUUCAGAUGAGGAAAUCAUGACCAGAUCUGAAAUGGCAGAAAAAAUGUUCUCUUCAGAAAAGAUAAUGUGAUUGGAACCCAUAUAAAUGAAACCUGGUUAAUGGUGAAGGAGUGUCCUUCCUCAAGACUAAAAGAGAGCUUUGUUUUGAUGUAGGGCAACAAGUUUUUGUUCCAUUAUCUUGGAAAUCUACAUAUUAAAAUUAAGAAUUCAGGUGGUAGGAGAGUUCUGCAGCUCUUUUUAAACUGACUCUUAAAUAUCAGUUUAAUGUCCAUUAAGUUGCCUGGACUUGGAAAUGCUCUGAGAAAGUAUUAUGAUCAAGAUACACGCCCAAAUGCCAUUAGCUGGUGGGGGGCAGGUGUGUGGAUUUGGGUUCUCUUUUUUCUGGAAAAUAUGACAAUUCCAGAUUUAAAAAAUUAUAUUACGUAAAACACUCCUACUGUUCGUCCACUGACCUUUGAGAUAGAUGAUAUGAUUCUUCUGAAGUGUGGUAAAGCAGUGUCUCCAUCUCUUGGGUUUAUAGUUGCCUGAUGCAGCAAUAAUUUUCUUUGACUUAUGCUGAAGUGAUCUGAUAAUAAGUAAAACUUGGUUAACAGUGGAACAUAAGCAUGUUUAUAUGGUUAGUUUAGUUUUGCUGUGUGUGUGUCUGUGUAUGAGUGCACGUGUCUGCACAAAGCCCGUGUGUGUGGGAUUGUAUGUGAGUGCAUGCGUCUGCACAAAGCCCAUGUGUGUGUGAUUGUGUGUGUGUGGGAUGGUGAGUGAGUGCAUGAGUCUGCACAAAGCCCUUGUUUGUAAAUACCACCAUGCACAUCAGAUCAUGGAGUUGGGUGUUCUCUGUCUGAGUUCAGGGGAACACAGGACACAGAGAGAGAGGUCUUGAGGGUCACUUGCAAAGAUUUGCUCUGCCACUGCCCCCUCACCCAGGCUGUGUGUGCAUGUGCUGCUGCUGAAUCUGCCUGGGCGGGUGGGGGGCACCUGGCCACAUGGCUCCCCAGAGCUCUUCCUCCCCAGCAAGCUGGAGACUCAUUAUUAGUGAGCCUUGAGGAAACUAGAACCUUAUCCUUUAUGUAAUCUUGGCAUAUUUGGUUUCAUAAUAAAACAUAUAUUUAACUGCACAGGACAUCACUAUUAAGCUUGUAAUUAAUUUCUUAACCUUCAACCAUGUUUUGUACAUAAUUUUCUUACAUUAUAAAUGUAAUGUGUGAUUUGAAAUUUUUUUUGAUCUUUUUUUAAUGCAGAAUAUUCUAAACUUGAAAGGCAGUUGAAUGUAGUAUGAUGGAAAUGUGAAUCUUUUGCUGCUUUCAUAACCAAAGAUACAAGGCUAGUGGACAUUUAGAAUAGGAGUUAAAGUUAGAAUCUUGUCUGUCUUUAUUUGAAGGAGUUCUAAUCUUGCAAUUGAGAAUGACUUCAGAGAAUUUUGAUUGAGAAUCAUUAAAGUCUUAACCAGUACAAACACUUUAAAUAUAACCUUCAAUUCUUUUUCAUUGUGAAGCCACAAAACAAAACUUUUUCUUUCAGAAGGCUACCUUCUGAAUUUAUUUCUCAUUUACUCAUAUCAUACAGGCUAGUAAAAAAGAUUUAUUUCUAGUAGUGAUGUCACUUGAAAGAUAUUCUCAAAUUUAUUUUCAAUACUGAACAUUGAACAGUGUGGCCAACAUUACUGAAAAGCCAUGGUUUUCAAGAUGCCGUGGCUUGAGAUAUGCUUCCCAGGAAGUGAAUUUCUAAGUUAGUGGUAUGGGUUCCAUUCCUUAUUCAGUUUCUGCCACAGUAAUGGGCUCCCACCCACUACGGUUCCCAGCAUUUAUGUCCAUUCUUGUUCUGGUGUAUUCUACCCUUGGCCUGGUUGUUUCAGAGCUGGAGGUGACCACUGCCUUCUCAAUCCUAGCAUUUUUCUCUAAUACCACUCCCCAGAUUUUGAGGCAGAUUGACCCCCAGCUCAUCACAUGGCUCCAGUUGAAUUUUGAAGUGCAGAGUCUGGGGCUUCCAGCCAGGAGGAGCUGCAGAUCUAGUGGAGUGGGAGUGGGGAGUCGAUGGUAGGUGUGAUGAUAAGGGCAACGGCCUCUGACAUAACCUCAGUAGUGUUUAUAGAAACACUUCUUUCUGUAGCUGGAAGGAUAAAUGAUACUACCCAUGUAGCAUCGGCUACAGGCUGAAAUACAGACUUUUCUCUCCAUCCAGAAAAAGCAAGAUCCCUCCUGAUAGCCUUGUCAGAAAUGUUUUUCAAAGGGCAUGUACCAUAUCUGUCACUUUCAGUGAUAAUUGUGUCAUCUGUUGAUGUCUCGUGACCUGAAUUGAAUAUUCCUGUGGAGGGCCUUCUUAGCUCCCCCGUAUAAACAGGAGGGGGUGCCCUAGGGCCAUAGCUGUAGUUCAUAUGAAGGACACUGGGGAGAAGUUACACCCAGGACCACUGUACAGCUCAUCAUCCCUGCUUCUGCAUGAUGUUUCCAGAAACUGGUCUUCAAGCCCUUUGAGGCUAUCAGAUUGAUUUAUUCUUAGGAUGCCGUCAAGAUGGGUCUCCUCAUUAAUGAAGGGAUCUGAAGAUAAGAGUCCAGUUUUAUGUGUUUCUAGGCAAAAUGCUUAAGUGUUCUUAUUAUGCAAUUCAUGUUAGAUUUAUAUGAUGUGUGAAAUUUGCUUAAAAGAGAAUUUUCAUGAUUUGAGUUAGAUUAGUAUUUAAGUAUUUUUUAUAAGAUGGUUGAUUUAGUUUAUUUCAAAAAUAAGGAAAAAUAGAUGAAUAUGGAAUUUUUUAACCUUGAGAGAUGAUGUUCCCAAACUUUUCCUGUAAAGAAAAUAAUUUUUAAAAAUCUUUCAUAUCUUGUAGAGAAUACUGACUUUCCCCUCUCAUACAGUACAUGAUGUUUGCACUACUAUAACGUCAAGACUGAAAGGAUAAAAAUGUACACCUGAGGUUGAUUUUUAUAUCCUUUUUUUAAAAAGGGAUUUGAGCCUGUUACACUAGGCUAUACAGGACUAGUUUGAGGUUGAGAGAUGUUACGCUAGAUGUGUAAGUCACUAGUUUUGGUACUUGUUUCUUUGUAUGAUCAACAGCAUGCAAUAAGCAAUACAAAACACCAAGCCUUAUACUUGUAGGAAAGACUAACGUUUUGCUCAAAGUUCUAAACAUUAUAUUGGAUGUAUAUGUGACAAAACUAGAUUUUUAAGGAAAUGUACAUUAUAAUACAGAAGCUCAAUAGAAUAUUAAGAAAAUUCUUUAAAACUAGGAAAACAUUCAUUUAUUUGGGGAGAAAGUUUAGGUGUUUAAGAAGUUAUAUUUUUCUAUUUAAAAAGAUUAAAUUAUUGUAUAAUUUGGAAGAAAUUUCUUUGAAUGUAGGAUAAAACUAUUUCAGAGAUUUUUGUUUGAGAAAAUUGAUGUAUUUUUGUGCUUUAAUAUUUGUUCUGACUUUUAAUAAAAUGGUUUCUGAAUUUUGGA
Messenger RNA from Diceros bicornis minor, 5059 nucleotides. RefSeq names its product transmembrane protein 87B (gene TMEM87B). The coding region runs from base 44 to 1705 and encodes 553 amino acids. Gene Ontology annotation, cellular component: membrane; Golgi apparatus. Gene Ontology annotation, biological process: retrograde transport, endosome to Golgi. The record is from RefSeq and is a predicted model, not a curated record. The transcript is spliced from 19 exons. NCBI's taxonomy places the organism in Eukaryota, Metazoa, Chordata, Mammalia, Perissodactyla, Rhinocerotidae.